Molecule: messenger RNA, 3246 nt
Organism: Coccinella septempunctata (seven-spotted ladybird)
Lineage: Eukaryota; Metazoa; Arthropoda; Insecta; Coleoptera; Coccinellidae
Product: USP6 N-terminal-like protein
Exons: 5
Coding region: 301-2091 (596 amino acids)
Source: RefSeq, a predicted model, not a curated record
CAUUGAAUAAUUUUAGAAAUGUUUAUUUUGAAUUUGAAAUAUCCUAACCUCAUUUAUAGUUGUCAGAUAUCUGUCAUCUUUCAAGUUUUUCAACCAUAUGUGUCGUCCAAAAAGAAAUACUUGUAAUUUUACCGCUGCUGGAGUUUCCUUAAAAUUUUCCUGUUCAUGACGAAGUUUUGUGAAGCUAUGGUUAUUGUGAAAUAUUUGUGAUUAAAGAAAUCAAAUUUAUGAGGUGAGAGGAGAUCGGUAUGUUGUUAUGUAAAAAACAUCAUAACCAGCAGUCUGCAAAUUGUACAUGGGAUGAAUGAGGAGGAAUUGUUGCAAAGAGCUAUUGAAGAGCGAGAUAAACUAUUCAAACGUUAUGAACAGGGACGUGAAGGUGGUGCAGAGAUCGACCCUUGGGAAGAUCCUGGAUUUGAAGUUUAUCAUGCAACUGACAGAUAUGGAUUCAUUCAUGAUAAGAGAUUACCAUCCAAGGUUGAUAUUCACGAAACAAAAAAAUUGCAAAUUGAAGUAGAACGCCAAAAGAAAUGGCUCAAGAUGUUGAAAGAUUGGAAUCACACAUUAGCUUCAGAAAAACUCCAUACUCGUGUUUAUAAAGGCAUUCCCGAUUCAUUGAGAUCGAUUAUUUGGUGUAAAUUAUUGAAAGUAGAAGAUGCUAAGAAGGCUAACUCUGGAAUGUAUACUAAGAUGUACAAUUUAGCGAAAGAGUAUUCAACAGAUGCUAGACAGAUAGACUCUGAUGUUAAUAGGCAAUUUCGAGAGCAUUUACAAUACCGUGAACGAUAUAGUAUUAAGCAACAACAAUUAUUUAAUGUAUUAACUUCCUAUGCCAUGUAUAAUUCUGAAGUAGGAUAUUGUCAAGGAAUGUCUGGCUUAGCUGGUGUAUUGCUGAUGUAUAUGGAUGAAGAGGAUGCAUUUUGGGCACUACAUAUCUUAUUAACAGACCCAAAAUAUGCUAUGCACGGUUACUACAAAGAGGGAUUUCCAAAACUGACUAGAUUUUUAGCUCAUCACGAUAAAAUUCUAACAAAAUUUCUGCCAAAACUGAAGAAACAUUUCGAUAAACACGGGGUUGAUGCUAUGUUGUAUUCUUUGAAGUGGUUUUUUAUUUGCUUUGUGGAAAGGGUCCCUUUCAGUCUUUGCCUACGUGUUUGGGAUAUUCACCUAUUAGAUGGUGAAAGAGUAAUAACUGCAAUGGCCUACACAAUAUUGAAAUUGCAUAGAAGAAAUCUUCUCAAACUAAAUGAUAUGGAUGCUAUUGUUAAUUAUAUUCAGGUGAAACUGCAUAAGGAUUUCCUAAUAGACGACGAUACAGUCAUACAAAACUUGGAGAAGUCCUUGGAAGAACUGAAACGAGCAAAACUCGACACUGCAGGCCCACCCCAAAAAGAAGAGAUACCAACGAAACCCUUUGGCGUAUUCAAAAAACCGACUGUUACCAAAAUAGUGGGCUUAAGAGCCGAACAAUUCACAGAUAAAGAAAGGGAAACAAAUGAACUGGUGAUACUCACGAGUGAUAUAGCGAGGGAGAGUGCGGAGAAGGAAGACUCUUACCCGAUUGAUUCAGUUGGGCACACAGGGUCUAAAUUCUCAUUCGAACACAGCAACGGUGACGAAAGUCCCUUGCUUGAAGGCGACCACAAUUUAGGAUCUAGACGGUCCUUAGCCGAUACAAGUGUAACGUCGACAGCUGAUCUUUCUGUUUUCUCCACCAUAACCAGAUCUCAAGCUCACGAGAACAGCCUAGAUACACAUAGCAAUUUAUCAGAUAACUCGAUGGGUGGAGCCAGUUCGGUAGGGUCUGGUAUUGGUGCCAUGGGUUCCCAACGGAUAUACAGUGCUCACACCACCCCCAUCUCCAGCUCUCACAACCAGAACCCCGACGUUCUUCGGAUAUAUGUACCAUAUUCUCCUUUAGAAACUCCAGUUGCUAGUCCACACAAUGGAGAUUUACAAAAGUCCGUUCCUUGUCUUUUUAACGAUAAUAAAGUACGCAUUAAGAUAGAUAACGAUGAACUUCCAACUCCACUCGUUGAACAUGGUAGGAUCAAGAGUUUCACCAUGGAAGCAGAAUUAGAUUUGAAGUAAAAUGGUCCUAAUAAAUUGAACAAAAAUACAUUUAAUUGACCACAAGGAACAAAUAAUGUCCUCUGAAAGUGAUAAUUAUUCUGCAUUCCCUAAAUAGCAUCAUAGAUUGAUUUUUAUUUUUAGCUUGUUAGUUUACGAAAAUGUGUCAUUUGUUGAGAUUUGAAAAAAACUCAGAACAAUAAUUCCAAUAAUUAAGUGAUAAAAAGUUGAAUACUCUCUUAAACAUAUAACAUUUUUUCAUUUGAUGAAAGUUCUGUUCGAAAUUUAUGUAUUGAUUAACUUAGAAACAGAUUGUUAAUUAAACAGGAAUUGAAAAGUAUAUUGAAAAAAUAAAGCAAUUUAAUGUUAAUGAAAAUACUGUUACGAUGUAUCGAUUUCUUUGAAUAAUUUGUGAUUUUUGUGAUAUGGAAGUGUUACUAUUUCGAAAUGGUCAGUAUACUACUUUAUUUGACUGCUCCUUGUGUAAAGUGGAUCUUCGUAGUAGGUCAUUAUUUUCAACUCGAAUUAAUACGUACAUUUUAAAUACUUCUAUGAUAUUUGUCUUUGAGUAGGUUAAUCUAGUAAAUAUUACAGAACUUUUAAUAGAGUUUCGAAUGAGUAUUUAGAUGAGAUAAUGUACCAUGUUUAUUUUUUUAUUUGUAAAUAAUGAUAGUUAUGAUGAGAUUUCAAAUCGAGUAUUUGAACAUAAUCAGCUUUUUCUGACAAUUAUACCCCUGUAUCACUUGAUUGACAUAUGUUAAAAAGCCUUAUAAUAAAAAUACAACGAUUUUUUUCGAGUCAAGUUUGUUAAAAGGUUUUUUCUUAAUAAUGAAAUAUGAGUAAACGAUGAAAAAAUUAUGACAUUCUUAUAAUAUCUAUGACGAAGUGAAUAUAAUAAUGGAUUGCAAAUUUUUUUGGAAGCGUUUUCCCUAUAUACUGGUUAUAAAUGCAAUAAUUUUUCUUUCAUCGAAACACUUUUGUACCAUUGAUAUUUUGGCCAUUCCACGUAGUCUCAAUUUAAGAAUUGGGAUUUAUUAUAAAUUAGUUUUAAAAUUCUGGUAGAGGAGGAUUAUUAUACUUGAGAAUAUUUUAAAUGACAUCCAUUGUAGUAUUAAGUGUUCUAUUUUAUUUAUGAAAGCAUUUAUUUUGUAAAUAAACUAUUUAUUGAUCGAGUAA